This is a messenger RNA of Phymastichus coffea, 669 nucleotides long. Its product is annotated as poly [ADP-ribose] polymerase tankyrase-2-like. Bases 1 to 669 code for a protein of 222 amino acids. The transcript is spliced from 3 exons. The record is from RefSeq and is a predicted model, not a curated record. NCBI's taxonomy places the organism in Eukaryota, Metazoa, Arthropoda, Insecta, Hymenoptera, Eulophidae. Gene Ontology annotation, molecular function: protein binding.
AUGGCGCUUCGUGUUAAAAGUGAACAAAAAUUCUUCGAUGAACAUCUAUUAUUUCAUCUACUACAGGAAGAUAUUGACAACGUGAUGUCCAUUAUUAAUGAUGAUGACGGGAAAACUCUCACCGAUAGUUUUGGAAUGACGCUUCUUCAUCACGCUGCUGCCGUUGGGAGCCACAUAAUUGCAACGUAUUUUGUCAAGCAAGGAUAUGCAGUCGACGCUGCAGACUUCCAAGGAAAUACUCCAUUGAUGCACGCCGUUAUACAUAGUCACUGGAAUGUUACAUCAGUUCUUCUUCGAGCGAAUGCGAUAUAUUGGCUUGCAAUCGAGACAAGAAAACUCCAGUUUUUUGAUGCUUUGAAGAGACAAUGUUCAAGAGAAAAAAUCACUGAAAUAUUGCUGGAAUUAAACUGCCCUCUUCCUCGAGUAAUAUUGCUGAAGGACUCAAUUGUUACGGAAAACAUGCUGAACAGGGGUUGUACUGUUCAUGAUCGAGAUACCAUGUCUGACUGCACAGCUUUGCACUAUGCUGUCGGUUAUCACGACAUAAAAAAUGUCAAGCUUCUGCUUGAACGUGGAGCUGAUGUCAACGUCGAGGACAAUGAAAAAAACUUGCCGUUGCAUUAUUACUAUGUUACAUAUCAAAAAAGCAAUCACGAAAUUUUGGCAUGA